AUGUCAAUUCCAAAAACUAUUUUAAAUAUUUUAGUUUUUGUUGUCAUAGUUUUAAAUCUUGUUGAUUGUAUGAGGAACAAAGGAAAAACGCCUGAGGAAGUACCAAGUUUACCGAACAAGCCUUCUUCGAAAAAAUUUCUGAAUUUAGGAGGUCCAGGGAAAGACAAACAACAGUCAGGGCUUAAAAUUGAAGUGCCUGAAAAAGUACAAGUACCUCUUUUGCAGAACAAACCUUCGAAAAAAUUUCUGAGAAAGACUCAGUCAAGUAUAGCAGAAGGCAAACAACAAAUGUUAAGCCCUAAAAGUCAUCCUCUUUAUCGAACAAAAUCGGAACCAGAAUCCCAUGGCUACACGUCCCUAAACUCUCCCGGCUCUCCUCUAAAUAAAUCUCCUUUAAAGAGACAAGCAAGCCAAAGUUCAACAAGAAUUGGAUAUUUAACUACUACAUGUGGUGAUUGUAUUGACGGUGUUGUAAAUUGUAUUGAAACUUGUAAAGGAACUGGAAAGCCGGAAGGUUAUACAAGUGACGAUCCGGAAGUAGUAGAUGCUAGGCUUCGUGAAAUAAAAGAAAACGAGAACGUUCAGAUCUUAUUUUAA
This is a messenger RNA of Meloidogyne enterolobii, 597 nucleotides long. The record is from the annotation of a GenBank genome assembly. NCBI's taxonomy places the organism in Eukaryota, Metazoa, Nematoda, Chromadorea, Rhabditida, Meloidogynidae.